Ostertagia ostertagi is the source of this 486-nucleotide messenger RNA. Lineage: Eukaryota; Metazoa; Nematoda; Chromadorea; Rhabditida; Trichostrongylidae. The record is from the annotation of a GenBank genome assembly.
AUGUUCCAGGUACAACCAGGAGAACUCUGUUCGUGCAGGAAGAAUGUCGAUGGCAGAAUUUGUGAUCAGUGUAAACCGACCUUCUGGGAUCUGCAAUACCAUCACCCUGAUGGAUGCAUUGAUAUCAUGCAGUCGGAGAAAGUCGUCUUUGCGCCCACGUCCUCCCCAGCAGUCAAAGAAGUGACCGUGGCCGGAAAGCCGUUUGUUUUGAAUCCUGGAAAGUGGACGCUUGGUGUCAACACGAAACAACGUCUAUUCUUGGAUUAUAUCGUGGUACUACCAGCCGAAUACUACCUUGGCACGAUACUGAAAGAACGUGCGGCGCCACCAUGUGAAGCAAAUAAUGCUCACAAUUCGACAUGUGUAGAUCUAUUGUAUCCACCAAUGGCUAUUGCCGCCAGGGCCGACAUCACUGAGGCUACCGACACGUUCAAAGGAAGUGCAGAUCGACGGCACCACAGUAGAUCUGAAGAGGGUGAGAACUAG